UUUUCACUCACAGUCAAGUCACAGCAGUCAGUCACAGAUUUGGUGGUUCUGCUGAGUUCUGAAUGUUCUGUUUUGGGAAUUGCAAGUGGAAGUGAACAAGUUCCGCGAUUUAUUUUGAUCGGGACUAGACCUAACUGUGUCAAACAAAAUUCUUGAGCAAAUAUAAAUUUAGAUUGCAGUUGUUAUGUCUAUGGUAUUUUAAUGUUUUUAUUUUGGUCCUAAAUACAUUUUUAUAGUUUAAUUUUACAGUUCGUUAAUUGUUGGAAAAUGAAAAAAAUGUAAUUUUGAACACUCCAUAUAAGGCCUAGUCUGUCUACAAAGCUAGCCUACUUCUUGAACUUUGAUUUAUGUAAAUGUUAUACAGCAGUGGUUUAGGCGUGAAUGAUUAAUGAAAAUGGAUAUGUUUAUUGGUAUCCUGAAAGCAAUCUUUUUUGGUUUGGUAGACAGUUUAAAAGGAACUAUCGUUAUAUUUUACCUUGACAAAAAAAUCAAACAGCAAGCGAAUCAACGGUCACCUUUCAAGGAUGUGAAAAAUGAUGGAACACCCAAAAGAAGAUCAUCAAAUUUACAGACAUUGAAGAAGCAGGAAGAACCUAAGAUCCUGCAACGUACAUUGCAGUGCUGCCUGCUCAAUGGUGGUGUAUUCUGGUUUUCUCUGGUGCUGUUUGAAUACGUGUUGUUGCCGACGCUGCGCCAAGUAUUGUACAUGGUGUUCGGCCCCAGUUCAGCCACGGGUAGAGCCGUUUGGUCAUGGAUGGAACCGUUCCUUCAUUUGACAUUUAGCACUUUUUGGGUACUUCCGAUCUUUCUGCUCAGCAAAGUGGUCAACGCACUGUGGUUUCAGGACAUUGCUGACUCAGCGUACAGACACACUCGUGGAACACCUCAGCAGUUCUCUAGUAUUAGUAAGCUGGUUGCUGAUACACUCUUCAGUGUCCUCGUACAGUUCCUCUUCCUGGCACAGACUACGCUGGUAGGUUUGCUGCCUAUCCCAGUGCUUGCUGAAGCUCUCAGUCUUGUACACAUGUGUCUACUUUACUCUCUGUACUCGUUUGAGUACAAGUGGUUCAACAUGGGCUGGGAGCUGCAUCGUAGACUCACCUAUAUUGAGAACAACUGGCCGUACUUCAUUGGGUUUGGUCUGCCAUUGGCUGUACUCACUGGAUACCAUCCUAGCUACAUCAUCAGCGGUUGCAUAUUCUCCAUUCUGUUUCCACUUUUUAUCAUUAGCGGCAAUGAAGCAGAUCCUGUCACGAAUGUUUGCGACACAAGACUGAAGCUAUUUUCACCUGUGAUCACAAUCUCCAACGCUUUGUUCAAUCGCACCAUUGGAACUAGAGCAGUUAUCAGAUGAUUCUGUCAUUGUACUUAACUACGCUUGUGUCUUUCAUCAAGAAUCAUAAUGCAAGUGAAGUAUCAAAGUUUACUACCACAUCUGAUUUCAUCUAUUUACACUUUACAGAAUGAUAAAUGUGCAAAAGCAACUUAGUUUUAUUGAUUUUGUUUUGUAAUUAUAAAGUUGGUAUAGUUUGGGAUAAUUUUUUUACAUUGUAGAGUAGGCAUACAUUUUCUAAACAUAACAUACUCAAUAUCUCUCUUUGGCGUACUUCAAAACUUAAUUACUGUGACAUGUCGUGACAAAAACAAGUAUUACACCUAAUUAGUGAUGGUUAAAUCCAGGAAUUUUGAAUCUUGAAUAUUAAUCCGAAAACUAAAAAAAUCAAAUCUUGAAUCUUCGCAUCUCAAAUACCAAAAAUGAUUAAAAAUGGUCUUAUGAUGAUAAAAAAAGCAAGAAUGGAAUAGGAACCAUUUAAAAAUAAAUAUAACACUAACCAUAAAUGACUACUCAUAGCAAUGAAAAGUUACGUUAUUACUUUUGACACACGUUAAAAAUAACAGACAACUAAUCGGUUACAUUUUUUUAAUCUAUUAACCUAAAUCGAACAAUCGGUCGGUAUACUUUAUUUGGACGGCAAAUAUUCAUUAUUGGUUAUUUAUGGUUGUUGUUAAUUUUAAAUUUUUAAUUUUAACACAUGUUAAUUUUAAAUUUGUUGAUUGAUAGUAUACUCUGUUCAUAAAAUGGCAAUGUCACACACAUUACUUUAUGCAUAUUACGGCAUCAAUAACCUCUAUGGGUAGUCAAUGUCAUAGUACUAUAUUUUACGACGUCAAUAACCUCUAUGGUUAGUCAAUGUCACAGUACUGUAUAUUACGAGUAUUACGACGUCAAUAACCUUUAUGGUUAUGCAAUGUCACAGUACAUGCCUUAUUAUUCUAUUCUAAAAAAAAGUUGAUUUUCGAAUCUUGUUAAUUGAAUCUUGAAUCCGAAUCUAUCCUCAGGCUUCAGUGGAUUCAAAAUUCGGAUUUGGCACAUCCCUACACCUAAUUUACUCUGAUACCACCCCCAACCUACAAAUAAGAUUUGUAUUGAUUUAUUCUAAAUUUUGUUAUAAUAAUAAAAUCGUAAAAAAUUAAUUUCAGCAAUAUGCAAUAAUCAGAUGUGGUUGUAUGAAAAGUGGUUGUUAUAUUUACCAUUGAGAGUUUCAUUUGGACUUAAUAGUCAUUAUUACUAGAUUUAGCUGUUAGAUCUACCACAUAUACCGUACUGAGAAAUUUGUCCUAGUAUGUUGGCGUUUAGUGCUUAUUAAAUUUGCACAUUCGGUCCCUUAAAGUAGAAUUUAAUUGCUAUUCUGGUAUUUGUGUCACACUAUGGAUCGAUAUGGUUACCAUAUAAUUUUACAUAUUUUGCCAACUUUAAAAAUUUUUAAUUAAAAAAAAUGUGAAUUGAUUUUCCAGAUGAAAGAAAUGUGUAUGACCAAAAUAUAUUUUACAGUAAUAAGUAUGUAAAUAUUUUAAAUAUGUAUGACAAUUAAUGUUACUUAAAACUGCUAUUGUAAACCUCAUUCAUGAUUAGUAGAAUAGCUCAGGUGGUUUCAUAAAAGUACUUGAACAAUUCUUUGGUUGUCAUCGAGGGCAUGACUUGUACAUUAUCCAAAAUCGACAUGAUAGUUUACUUUUAAUCCAACAACGAUUCAGUCUUAGCCUUAUUUGUGAAAGUAGGCUAACAAAUGAUCCAAAAUGAGCUCAGUGAUAAACACCAUUUUACUAAAAAAUUUACAGCCAAAAAGAGUUGUCAGUCAAACAUAGAAUUACAGCCCGAUUUCUGUAGAUUUAGAUACAUAAAUAUACUGGUUAGGUUACCUGUCCUUUCAUUUUAGCGAAUUUCUCAUAUAGGGCAUUAUCACUGUAGGUCUGGCAGACCAGGACCAGGGACUGUUUAACUUUUUCUUUCUAUCCGAUUUUGAUGAAAUUUUGUAUGAACGUGAAAACCUACAUUUAUUUGAACAAGUGCAUGAACCAGCAUGAUCGGACUAUGGGAAUUGGUGUUUAUGUGAUAAAAAUAGGUUUUAAAAAAAAAUGUUUAACCCUAAAAACAUAAAAUUUUGCAAUUUCUUUCCAAAUUGUUUUGUACAGCUUAAAAAACUAAAAAUUUAAAAUCCCAUGUUAUUCUUAUGGAUGAAUAAACUGUUGUAGUUUGCUUGUUCAUGAAAAUAUUUUGAUAAAAUUUGGAAAAUUUAUUAUUUCCUCUUACUAUUACUAUUUCACUAAAAUAACCUUGUAUUUUCUUCCCUGUAGCAGCAAAGCUAUCUACUCAUUAAACUAAUGCUAUUUAAAUGGGGAAUAAAUCUUAAAUUUUUAAGGAGAUAUUUAGCGAAAAUCUAGUCAAUGCAGAUGGAAAUUCUAUUUAUCGGCAGGUUCACUAGGGAGAAGGUAUUUUUUUGUUCUUGUUGUCAAAUCAAUCAUGUUAAUACAGUAUAAUAAUACAAGACUGUGUAUUUUGUAUUAUGGUAAAAAUCAAUUUCCUCAUAUGUAAAUUUUCUUAACAUUUGACGCUAAGUCUAUAUUUUAUUACAAGUUUUAACACAUAAAAUAAGUAUUUUACAAUAAUAAACAAAUAUACAGGGUGACAAUUAAGUCUGGAACCUCUUUUAAUUUUUAAACCCCAAUAGAAAGAAAUACCAAAGUUCACUCGUGCUUACUGGGGAUAGUAACGCACACAUCUGCCCAAUUACCGACUGGAUAACCCCUUUGGGGGACGGUCCACAAGGAGUCAGACAUAAUUCUUAAGUGGCAGCAUAGGUUGAGUUUGGUAUCAAAUUAAAGGUCUACGUUUGGAAAAUACAACACCACAAAUCCGAACUCAAACGGACAACCAAGUCAAAAGUGGCAGCUGUUCAAAUAUUUUUUUAAUCUGCCAUUUUGAAUCUUUGAACGGCUGUCAUUUUUUACCCAGCUGAUGUUUUGAGCUCAAAUUUGCGGCAUUGUAUUCUAUUAAUUACCUGUAAUGUGAUGUGCAUAUCGACCUAUGCUUACGUUUAUGAUUUUCAUCCGACUUCUAGCAGGUGCCAUUGUCCGUUUGAGUUCGGAUUUGUGGCAAUGUAUUAAUUUACCAACAGAGACCUUUAAUUUGAUACCAACCUCGACCUAUGCUGCUAUUUAAGAAUUUUGUCUGACUCCUUGUGGACCGUCCCCCAAAGGGGUUGUCCGGUCGGUCAUUAAGCAUAUUUGUGUGUUAAUAUCACCAGUCAACACAAGUGAACUUUGGUUUUUUUUUUAUUGUUGAUUUAAAAUUUUAAAAAGAGGUUCCAGAUUUAAUUUUCACACCGUAUACUAAUGCCUUUUGUAAACACCUAUAAUAUGCUAUUUUAGUCCAUUAACUAUUUUUAUAUUCAAGUUAUUGAAUCAGUGGUGUUGCUUAAUAAAAACAGUUUUCUAAUUAUUUUAUGAAGUAUAUGUCUACAAAUAUAAUACAAUUCGUCAUUACUUUGUAUUACUUACGUCAUUACUACGUACUGAAAACUACUGUGUAACUAUAUUUGGUGAUAGUUUUUUUUCUCUUGUGUGUGAUUUAUAAUUUUGGAUUGGUUUAUUAACUUUUACUAUAAACUGAUUAAAAAAGCUUUUAAAGCUGACAAGUCAUUGAGAUUUAUUUCAAGAUAUUGUCUAGGUAUUAAAUAUGUGUGUUUUCUUUAUUUUUUAAAAUUUGAAAAUACUAUAGCAUUGAUUUUAAACAAUUUAGAAAUUUAAUUUUGAUUUAAUUUUUAGCAGUGGCCCAUUUUAAAUGAUACUAUCUGGAUUCAAAAAGAAGAAUCUUGGUUGUUUGGUUGACGCUGUAAGCUUACACUUUCCGUCAACAUUUACGAUUUGUAUAUUCUUUACUGUGCUUGCUUUAUGGAUUUGUUUUUUGUUUUUUUUUUUGUAUGUUGAUUUUAAAUUGAAAAUAUAUAUUUAGGAUAUUUGAAAUGCAUGUUCCUUUUAUUUAAAAUAAGUGAACUGUGGUGAUAGAUUAAGAUUUGUAGUUAAUAAGAGAUUUUUAAUUUAUUUGUACAUUACUGUGUCAAAUAAUGUAAAUAAUUUUUACAAUAAUUGAUUGUUGCUUUUUUACUUUUUUUGUUAUUACGCUUUUGUCACUCAAUUUUGAAAUACAUGUAAAGUUAGGCCUACAGUAAAUAUAAUUCACUCAUAGACCAAACUUAAAGAAAUUUAAAUUGUGCAUCUUGCUUCCAGUAUACUAUACAAUAUGACUUAACAAAACUGAAAACAUAGAUUUUCUACGUGUGAGUUGUUUUCAUGCGACUACAAAGUAUUUUUUGGCACAUUUUUGAUUGACUUGCAGACUGAUAAAGCUAAUACGUAAAUGGCAUGUACAUGUGUUUGUAUUUAUGAAAAAAUAGUGUCUGUAAAAUAAAGUCUGUUGAAACUUGUAAUUAUUGCUAAGCAAAGCAAACUGAUUACUUAGGCGGCUAACCCUUAGUUUUUGGUAAGAGACUAUUUUUGGUGGUCUUAAUUAGUCAGCUGUACUGACUGCUGUCUUUUUUAUUUAAAUUUAAAAAAUGUUUAAUAUUACAGUUUUUGUGUACCUCCAUGUAAGUGGCAUUUUUUAAUGUUUGGUUUUGAAAGGUGAUGGUCCAAACCCUGGUCUUGUUACUAUAAUGUCGACCUGUUCUUGCUCGCAUUACUAAUUGAUUUUAUCGGAUGAAUUUGAAAUGGCCACUAAAAGUUGUAACUAGCCAAUAUAAACAAUCUAAAGGCCAGCAGCAGGCAAAAAAUGUUUUUCUUCCAUUGCAGUGAAAACAACUGUUUUUAAUACAAUAGUUAUUUGUGUAACUAGUGAGCAAAGUGGCACUUUGCUGCACACGAGAGCAAUGAUCUCGAGUGCAGCAAAGGCCUUUUGCACUCGUGUUACACAUUAUAUUUUUCCUACAGUCACUAUAAAGCAUAUAAAUAAUUAGUCUAUCAAACACUAUACAACACGUUUUUAGGUUCAGCUGGCAACACAAAUAGGUGCCCUAGAGAAAGUAGUCACCGGUCCGUAUCACUCCGCUAUUUUUUCCUCGGCAAGCAAUGUGCUCCGCGACUUGAGAAAAUAGUUCCGUAUGUUUUUGUAAUUUGAAGUGGUUUCCGCGCCUAAACAAAUGCUUUAAAUAAAGGUAUUUUCCUGUUUAUUAAGAACGUAGUUAUGUUUUAAAAACCUUUAAAAGAAAAGUCCAGAAAGUUCAGAAAUACCGAAACUAGUGAUGGUCAAAACCAGAAAUUUCGAAUCUCAAAACCGAAACCGAAACUUCGAAUCCCGAAUCUCAAAACCUAAACGCGAAACCAUUUUACUUAGCUGGUUACAAAGGUUAAGGUUACAGAAAAAAUACAGGUAAUAAUAAAAAUUUUAAUGAAAUCAAUACUGUAAGAGGUUGACUCCUGACACUGACAUAAUAACAUAAAUAUGUGAAUGAUAAACCCAUACCAACAUAAUUCUUUCUGAAAUUUCAGAAUACAAUUUACUGUGUUUGCUCUAUUGCUAUCAGAUAGUGUGGAAACAGUGUUAAAAAUAAUAAUAAUAAUGCAAAGAGUGCCAAUAGAUUCAAGAAUAAAACUGACAAAAUCUUCAAUUUCGAAACUUUUGAAUCUCGAAACUCGGUGAUCGAAUCUCGAAACCGAAACUUUUCCAAAGUUUUGAUGGUUUUGAAAUUUGAGAUUCGGUUUUGACACAUCACUAACCGAAACUAUAAACACGAAAUGACAGGUUAAAUCGUUAUAAUUGUCAAUCAGCUGCUCAUAGUAUUAUUAUCUUUAAGUGUUGCCAACCUAUUUCCAAGCGCACACAGAUUUCGUGCAUAAAAGAACCACGCUGUUUUGUGUUGUUUCGUUGGAAUCCUGAUGUGCGCCAAAGUAUAAACCGUACG
Messenger RNA from Macrosteles quadrilineatus (aster leafhopper), 7238 nucleotides. Its product is annotated as etoposide-induced protein 2.4 homolog. Gene Ontology annotation, biological process: macroautophagy. The record is from RefSeq and is a predicted model, not a curated record. Gene Ontology annotation, cellular component: endoplasmic reticulum. Lineage: Eukaryota; Metazoa; Arthropoda; Insecta; Hemiptera; Cicadellidae. The transcript has 7 exons. Bases 389 to 1354 code for a protein of 321 amino acids.